Molecule: messenger RNA, 3138 nt
Organism: Emys orbicularis (European pond turtle)
Lineage: Eukaryota; Metazoa; Chordata; Testudines; Emydidae
Gene: FARP1
Product: FERM, ARH/RhoGEF and pleckstrin domain protein 1
Exons: 26
Coding region: 1-3138 (1045 amino acids)
Cellular component (GO): cytoskeleton
Molecular function (GO): cytoskeletal protein binding; guanyl-nucleotide exchange factor activity
Source: RefSeq, a predicted model, not a curated record
AUGGGUGAAACGGAGCAGAGACCAACAGCCGGAUCCCGGUUAGGAGCUCAGGAAAAUGCUGGGAUCAGUACAUUGGAACAUGGACAGAAACUGCCUAUGACACCUCCAGGAAAACUUAUCUCCAUCAAAAUCCAGAUGCUGGAUGAUACCCAGGAAGUUUUUGAUGUUCCGCAAAGAGCUCCAGGGAAAGUUUUGUUGGAUGCCGUUUGCAACCAUCUGAACCUUGUUGAAGGUGAUUAUUUUGGCCUUGAGUUUCCGGAUCAUAAAAAGAUCAUGGUGUGGCUGGACCUUUUGAAACCUAUUAUGAAACAGAUUAGAAGACCUAAGCAUGUUGUCGUAAAAUUUGUGGUGAAAUUCUUUCCACCAGAUCAUGCUCAGCUGCAAGAAGAACUGACAAGGUACCUGUUUGCAUUGCAAGUGAAGCAAGACCUGGUACAAGGCAGGCUAACGUGUAAUGACACCAGUGCUGCACUCUUAAUCUCACACAUAGUACAGUCUGAGAUUGGGGAUUUUGAUGAAACCAUAGACCGUGAACACUUAGCGAAGAACAAGUAUAUACCUCAACAAGAAACACUAGAAGACAAAAUCAUGGAAUUUCACCGCAAUCAUAUUGGACAGACACCAGCAGAAUCAGAUUUCCAACUACUAGAGAUUGCUCGUCGGUUGGAGAUGUAUGGAAUCCGGUUGCAUCCAGCAAAGGACAGGGAAGGGACGAAGAUCAACCUGGCAGUUGCCAACACAGGCAUUCUAGUUUUUCAGGGUCACACCAAGAUCAAUGCCUUCAACUGGGCUAAGGUUCGAAAGCUGAGCUUCAAGAGGAAGCGUUUUCUUAUCAAGCUACGGCCUGAUGUGAAUAAUUCAUUCCAGGACACCUUGGAAUUCCUGAUGGCCAGUCGGGAUUUUUGCAAGUCUUUCUGGAAGAUCUGUGUAGAACACCAUGCCUUUUUCAGACUCUUUGAGGAGCCCAAACCAAAGCCUAAACCUGUUCUUUUUACUAGAGGUUCAUCAUUUAGGUUCAGUGGCCGGACUCAGAAGCAGGUUCUUGACUAUGUUAAAGAAGGAGGACACAAGAAAGUGCAGUUUGAAAGGAAACACAGCAAGAUUCGUUCCAUCAGGAGUCUGACUACACAACCUUCAGAACAGCAUUCAGAGGUGCCAAAACAAGUCAGUAAUAGCUGUAGCUUUACAUUUGGAGAUGAUGCGGAUUCCCCAGUGGUGCAGAGCUGCUGGCAAGGGAAGGAACUGAAAGCUUCAACGGAAGAUGUUGGACAGCGCAGGAGCCCUUCCCUGAAGAAGAGCCCUAAGGAAGGUGGAAAGGUGGAUGGAGCGGUGAUGGUGACAAUGGAGGAAGAAGAGGAGGUCGUUAAGGAUAGGACACAGCAGAAUAGAUCUCAGUCGCAACAACCAAGCACAGGUUCUCUGACUGGCAGCCCUCACCUUUCAGAGCUCUCAAUCAAUUCUCAAGGAGCACCAGUGGUGGCAAAUAUGUCAUUAUCUCCAAACUUGAGCCCUGAUGCCAAGCAGUCUUCUCCACUGAUCAGCCCAUUGAUGAAUGACCCAUCGUAUAUCAGGACUGAUGAUGAGGAAGAGGUCAGGAGAAAGAGAUUUCCAACUGACAAAGCUUACUUCAUUGCUAAAGAAGUAUCGACCACAGAGCGAACUUACCUGAAGGACCUUGAAGUCAUUACAUCGUGGUUUCAGAGCACAGUGAGUAAAGAUGACUAUAUGCCAGAAACACUGAAGAAUUUCCUCUUCUCCAACUUUGAACCUUUGCACAAAUUUCACACCACUUUUCUAAAGGAAAUUGAGCAGAGACUUGCUCUGUGGGAAGGCCGCUCCAAUGCUCACAUUAAAGGAGAUUACCAAAGAAUUGGUGAUGUUAUGCUGAAGAACAUUCAGAGUAUGAAGCAACUGACAGUUCACCUGCGGAAACACAAUGAAGUUUUGAUGGAGUUGGAGAAUGGGAUCAAGAACUCUCGCAAGCUGGAGACCUUGUGCAGGGAUUUUGAGUUACAGAAAGUCUGCUACCUGCCCCUCAAUACCUUCCUACUCCGGCCUUUGCACCGGCUCAUGCACUAUAAGCAGAUAAUGGAAAGGCUCUGCAAACACUACCCACCAAAUCAUGUGGACUUCAGAGACUCCAGAGCUGCUCUGGCUGAGAUUUCUGAAAUGGUGGCUCAGCUCCAUGGUAGUAUGAUAAAGAUGGAGAACUUCCAGAAGCUGCAUGAACUCAAGAAAGAUUUGAUAGGCAUUGAUAAUCUGGCAAUCCCAGGAAGGGAGUUCAUUAGACUGGGCAGUCUUAGUAAGUUGUCUGGAAAGGGUUUACAGCAGCGGAUGUUCUUCCUGUUUAAUGAUGUUUUGUUGUACACAAGUAGAGGCCUGACAGCAUCAAAUCAAUUUAAAGUCCAUGGACAGCUCCCACUGUAUGGCAUGACAAUAGAGGAAAGUGAAGAGGAAUGGGGAGUUCCUCACUGUCUUACACUACGAGGUCAACAUCAGUCCAUCAUUGUUGCUGCAAGUACCCGUGCUGAAAUGGACAAGUGGACUGAGGACAUACAGAUGGCGAUAGAUCUGGCAGAGAAAAGCAGUGGUCCCACCCCUGAAUUACUGGCUAGUAGUCCACCUGACAAUAAGUCUCCUGAUGAAACUACUGUAGACCAGGAAUCAGAGGACGAUCUCAGUGCAUCCCGCACCUCACUUGAACGUCAGUCCCCACACCGUGGCAACACUACGGUGCACGUCUGCUGGCACAGAAAUACCAGCGUUUCAAUGAUCGACUUUAGUAUUGCUGUGGAGAAUCAGCUCUCUGGAAACCUGUUAAGAAAAUUCAAGAACAGCAACGGGUGGCAGAAGCUCUGGGUGGUAUUCACCAACUUCUGUAUGUUCUUCUACAAAUCGCACCAGGACAAUCAUCCUUUAGCCAGUCUUCCUCUCCUGGGGUAUUCACUUACCAUUCCUUCUGAAUCUGAGAACAUUCACAAAGAUUAUGUUUUCAAGUUACAUUUCAAAUCCCAUGUGUACUACUUCAGGGCUGAAAGUGAAUACACAUUUGAAAGAUGGAUGGAAGUGAUCCGAAGUGCCACCAGCUCUGCCUCACGCACCCGUGUUCUAAGUCAUAAAGAGUCUCAUGUGUAUUGA